Messenger RNA from Galendromus occidentalis (western predatory mite), 576 nucleotides. Its product is annotated as adult-specific rigid cuticular protein 15.7-like. The record is from RefSeq and is a predicted model, not a curated record. The coding region runs from base 1 to 576 and encodes 191 amino acids. Gene Ontology annotation, cellular component: chitin-based extracellular matrix. Gene Ontology annotation, molecular function: structural constituent of chitin-based larval cuticle. The transcript has 4 exons. NCBI's taxonomy places the organism in Eukaryota, Metazoa, Arthropoda, Arachnida, Mesostigmata, Phytoseiidae.
AUGAAGACUCUAGUUUUCUCAUCACUCGUUGUGUCAGCCGUGUUCGUUCGAUGCCAGGCGAGUUUCGGUCACUCCACUUCCUUCAGGAAGCAAGACGACCACGGGAACUAUGCUUUCGCCUACGACAUCAAAAAUGGUCACGGAGCAGCGAACGGCCGGAAGGAGUCGGGAGGACCGCACGGUGUUGUGGGUUCGUACUAUAUCGGUGACAUCGACGGUCGUCACCGGACUGUGCACUACGUCGCUGAUAAAGCCGGUUUCCGCGCUCAGAUCAAAACCAACGAACCCGGAACCAAGACGUCCUAUGCGGCUGCUGCCGCUUAUCACAGUGCCAACGGUCCCACAGCGCCUUCUGGGAGCCACCACGGAUUCCAUGGUUUGCACGGCGCCGCCCACUUCGCAGCUCCGAUUUACGCGAAGCCACCACCAUAUGGUCAUGGGCUGGUGGGUCAUGCUCAUGGUCCCCAUUUGUAUGGAAUCGGUCACUACGGAGGACACUACGGGGCAGCUCCCGUAGCUCACUUCGCCGCUGUGGAUCACUUCGUAGGUCCUCAUGGAGGUCCCUUCUAUGGCUGA